GAUUGCCUCCCGCAGGACCCCAACUGGGGCCAGGAACGAAUGGCAACCGAGGGCUUUGUCCUUUCCCUUAGCUCUGGUCCCUCCCCUUCUCCGGCACCCGGGCUGCGGAGCUGGGAACCACUGAGACGGCCAAGCCUCCAAGCCGCCCAGAAGGCCCGGAAGUCUGUGGGACGGAGCGGGCGCUGGCGUCGAGGCCCGUUUCCGACGUCUUAGCGAGUUUCGAGCCUCCGGCGGUCCUCGGGGAGGACUGUGCUUUGUGAAGGCAGAGACCUUGUGCAUUGUCUACUGCUGCAUCCCAUUGCUUGGUUGAGCACCUGGUGCACAUGGCAACCACCCCUCAAGUGUUCAUGGAGUUAUUCACAACCACCACAUGCUCUGAAAGAUGAACGAAGCCUCAGGGGGCAGAUGUUCAAGUGCUGUGGCUGCUUUGGUUUCAUCCUGUGUCCCUGCCAGAGAAUAUCUGGGGGUGGAGGUCUCUCAGCCAAGACACAUGGAUGCUCACCCACCAAGCCUCAUGGAGGCAGUGACAUUUGGUGAUGUGGCUGUGCACUUCUCGCGGGAGGAGUGGCAGUGUUUGGACCCUGGCCAGAGGGCCCUCUACAAGGAGGUGAUGCUGGAGAACCACAGCAGUGUUGCCGGACUAGCAGGAUUUCUGCUCUUCAAGCCAGAGCUGAUCUCCCGGCUGGAGCAGGGGCAGGAGCCGUGGGUCCUCGACCUGCAGGGAACAGAAGGGCGAGAGGCACCAAGGACUCCCCAGACAGAUUCUACAAUAAGCAUUGAUGGUGAGCAGGCCGGUGAAGAUGUGCACAUGCUGAAAUCAGAAUCCCUGUCAGCAUUGGUCAAAACCCCCCUUCAGGAUUCUCCUCAGAGCCCUGGCUUCAGAAACACCCGUGAUUCUGAGGUCUGGCCAGAGAACAAGCUCAGCUCUCUUUUCCAGAAACACCACUUACACAUGGUGAGUCCCAGGAAGACCUCUGCCAUGGAGGAUGUGCAGGGACAUGGUGACUUGGGUUGUCAGCCUGGGAGAAGUCAGGGGGUUCCUGCAGAUGGGUUAUCCCAAAGGUGCGAUGUGUGUGGCAGGAGUUUCAGAUUCACGGCUCUGCCUCAGGAAGUCGGUGUACAGAAGAAAACUAACAAAUGUCAGGAGUGCCAGAAAAAGUUAUCUGAUUGCUUACAGGGGAAAUAUCAAAGUAGCUGCCACAGGGAGAAGCCAUAUGAGUGUGAGGAAUGUGGGAAAGUCUUCAGGUUGUGUUCACAGCUUAAUCAGCAUCAGAGAAUCCACACUGGAGAGAAACCAUUCAAAUGUAUUGAGUGUGGAAAAGCCUUUCGCCUGAGCUCAAAACUUAUUCAGCAUCAAAGAAUUCAUACUGGAGAGAAACCCUACAGGUGUGAGGAGUGUGGGAAAGCCUUUGGUCAGAGCUCCAGCCUUAUCCACCAUCAGAGGGUGCACACAGGAGAGAGACCCUAUGGCUGUUGUGAGUGUGGGAAGGCCUUCAGCCAGCAGUCUCAGUUGGUCAGACACCAGAGGACUCACACUGGAGAGAGGCCCUACUUGUGCCAGGAGUGUGGGAAAGCCUUCAGCCAGAGCUCAACCCUGGCUCAGCACCAGCGGAUGCAUGCUGGGGAAAAGCCUCCAGUUUCAAGAACCCUGGAUGGUGCCAGCCUUGUUGCCCAUCAGAGAAUCCACACUGCAGAGAAACCGUUUAAGUGUGAUGAGUGUGGGAAGGCUUUCAGGUGGGUCUCUCGCCUUAGUCAGCAUCAGCUGACUCAUACUGGAGAGAAACCAUAUAAAUGCAACAAGUGUGUGAAAGCCUUUGGUUGUAGCUCACGGCUUAUUCGCCACCAAAGAACUCACACUGGAGAAAAACCAUUCAAAUGUGAUGAGUGUGGGAAGGGCUUUGUCCAGGGCUCACAUCUAAUUCAGCAUCAGAGAAUUCACACUGGAGAGAAACCCUAUGAGUGUAGUGACUGUGGAAAAGCCUUCAGCCAGAGCUCAAGCCUCAUUUACCAUCAGAGGAUCCACAAGGGAGAGAAGCCCUAUGAGUGCCUGGAAUGCGGAAAAGCCUUCAGUAUGAGCACACAGCUCACAAUCCAUCAGAGGGUUCACACCGGGGAGAGGCCCUAUAAAUGUGGUGAGUGCGGGAAAGCCUUCAGUCAGAACUCAACCCUUUUCCAACACCAGAUCAUUCAUGCUGGAGUGAAGCCCUAUGGAUGCAGUGAGUGUGGGAAAGCCUUCAGUAGGAGUUCGUACCUUAUUGAGCACCAGAGGAUUCACACACGAGCCCAGUGGUACCAUGAAUAUGGGGGCACCCUGGAGGGUUCUACCCAUGUGAGCCGUAAAAAAGUUAGCACUGUAAAGAAACUACACAAAUGUAAUGAAUGUGAGAAAAUAUUCAGAUGGCGCUCGCAUCUAAUUAUACAUCAGAGGAUUCAUACUGGAGAGAAACCUUAUAAAUGUAAUGAAUGUGGCAAAGCCUUUAAUCGGAGCUCAAGGCUCACUCAGCAUCAAAAGAUUCAUAUGGGAUAGACCAUUCACCUCUGUAAAUGUGUGUAAAUGGAAAUAAACCCACAGCCUUAACCUACUUAUUUUAUAUGGAGGAUUGUUGAUAUUGACAAGUUAGAAUGUUGGUAAAGAUUCAGAAUUGCUUUCUUAAGAAUAUCCAAGUUCAAAGUGUGUUUAUUUGCCGGAAUUUUGACAUCCCAUUUGGUAAAGCCUGUGUCUCUUGCAUCAGGGUGCCCAUGUGUAGAGUACUUAGUGCAAAGAGGGAAGACCCCAGGUCCUGCAUCUGAGACCUGAGAAGUCCUUGAGCUAUGCCAGACGAGAUACUCAGUGUCUUCAGCACCAGUUACUCAGACUGGCUUCAGCAAGGAUGUGUGAGCUUGUGUGCACAUAAGUCCAGAAGAGAAGUGUCUGAAAUUCCUUUCUGCCUUCACUUGACUCCUUUUCUUUAAACCUCUUCCCCCAUCAGCAGCCCAGGCAUGCAGUCACCCAGGGUCAACUUGAGUUUCCAUAUGGGUCAGCCACUCUGGUUAAUCUGACCUAUAAUCUGGGACCAUGUACUUUGUCUCACAGAGCAUCUAAUUAAGGCCUGGAGGCCACUGGAUGAGGUGGACCUGCAGCAUUGACCCUAGCCCUGCCCAGGGUCCUGGACUCACCAGCCAUGUGUGAGUCUAGGGGCCAGGAGUCCUGCUUGGACAGGCUGCUGCCCAGGGCCACCCACUCAAGACCUGCUGACAUUUGGUGCCAUUGCCAUAAUCACAGGGGCAAUAUGAGACCCUACCCCCAUCCCAGUGGAGGGGCCCAUUUCUUCCCCCUGUGGACAGGUAGCCCAGAGGGACACAGGUCACUUCAGGAUCUGUGGUGACACUUGAUUUGGGUCACUAUCACACUAGUUGAGUCAAGCCCAAGAUCUUGCUGCUUCCAUCACUGUGCGUAGCGUAGCCUGUAGCAGGCUAUGGAUUUGUGUCAGGUGAAGGAAGUGCUUUCUUGUCCCUGUGUUUGUACCAGGAGGUUCCCAAGCUUUCUGCUAGUGUUGGGAGCAGUGGAGUUUGAGAUGGUCGAGUUUAUGUGAGUUUGUUUUUACAGCAUGUAGGUGGGGGUCUCAACCUGCAGCUGGUCAGCUUGAUCGCCCGCUGCUGCUGCUGCUUACCCAGUGCAGUGUGUGACAUGUCCCCCACCUGGUGCCAGGACAUCAUGAAAUUGGUGUGCCCUCUUCUCCAGUCAUCCCUGCUCCACCCAGAACUUAUGUCUGGAAGGGUAUGUGCCAGAGGACCAGGGACUUCUGUACAUUGUGCAGAAGUUAUGCUCAUUGUGUCCCUGCUUUGGCUGCUGUGCUCAACCAGGUGGCAACUGCCAGCACAUCUGGACAGGUGAGCUCAAUCUGAAAGGGCCACAAAUGUUUAGGCUCUCACCCAACAGUGCUUUGUGAGCCAUGGUACUGAGUGGACAGGGCACACUUAUGCCCUCUAUUGGCACUUGGUACUGUCAUGCACUGGAGGGCCUCUCCAUUGGACCCCACCUCCCUUGCCUCCUAGGUAAUGAGGGACAAAGGGAUGGAUAGAGGGUUAUAUGGACUCUUCCCUAUCCAUCCUGGGCAUGAUACUUUCCCCUAACAGUGACUGCAGACCAGGCAAGAAGUCCAGAGGCUUUCACCUUAAAUCCACUUCAGCACCUGAAUCUCUGGACAGCUGUGGUCCUGGAUCAGGGACUAGUGAACUAUGGCCUGUGGGCCAAACCCAGUCCACAGCCUGCUUUUGUGUUAACCGAACACCGAGGCCAUUAGAUUGGGUGGCUCGAAUGCCUCUGUACCUACCCAGCUGACAAAAGCUAAGCCAGUCAAUUCCUCUAAAUGCAUCUGUCACAGCCAACCAGGCUUCCCAAUAAGGCAACUGCUAAGCUAUAGCCAAUCAGA
Molecule: messenger RNA, 4412 nt
Organism: Molossus molossus (Pallas's mastiff bat)
Lineage: Eukaryota; Metazoa; Chordata; Mammalia; Chiroptera; Molossidae
Gene: ZNF7
Product: zinc finger protein 7
Exons: 7
Coding region: 383-2527 (714 amino acids)
Biological process (GO): regulation of transcription by RNA polymerase II
Cellular component (GO): nucleus
Molecular function (GO): DNA-binding transcription factor activity, RNA polymerase II-specific; RNA polymerase II cis-regulatory region sequence-specific DNA binding
Source: RefSeq, a predicted model, not a curated record